Molecule: messenger RNA, 4240 nt
Organism: Perca flavescens (yellow perch)
Lineage: Eukaryota; Metazoa; Chordata; Actinopteri; Perciformes; Percidae
Gene: wdr75
Product: WD repeat domain 75
Exons: 22
Coding region: 311-2809 (832 amino acids)
Biological process (GO): positive regulation of transcription by RNA polymerase I; ribosome biogenesis; positive regulation of rRNA processing
Cellular component (GO): small-subunit processome; nucleolus
Molecular function (GO): protein binding; RNA binding
Source: RefSeq, a predicted model, not a curated record
GUGAGACGUUUCUUUCUUUUCUAUUUUUCUUUUGAAAUGCCAUUUAAAGAAGAACUAUUUAUGAAAUAAAUCACGUGGGGUUGGACUUAACUGCUUUAGUGAAGACAUGAGCAUAACUGGAAAUGAAGACUUCGCUCAAUAAAGCUAGCAUCAACCCAUCAGUCAACCCACAAGUUAUGAAACAUCCCGAAAGUAACAGCUACACUCCAGUCCAGCAGGUGGCAGUAAAGCAGCUAUAAACAGUCUCGCCAGCCGGUGAACAACCACAAAGAAGAAGCGGUCAGAGGUGAAAGUUGACUUUAGUAAAAACAUGGUUGAACACGGGGAUAUCCGCGUGGUUCACCGAGGUGGCAGUAAACUAAACUUCAGGGAGCCUGUCAUAACCCACGACUCAAGGUAUCUCCUAUGCGCCUCGGGAGAGUGCGUGAAGGUGUUCAGUACCUCCACAGAGGAGUGUAUCCACGACCUGCGGGGACACACCGGCCUGGUGACGGGGGUGCUGCUCAAACCCUCCAACCACCUGCAGGUCUACUCUUGCUCAGCAGAUGGCACUGUCCGACUUUGGGACUAUACAGAUGGCAUCCUUAUUAAGACGUACGUCAUUGGAUACCCGGUUUACUCCAUCUGCGCAUCUGCAAACCAUGAAGGGGUCAUCUUUAUCGUUACUCCCAUGCUCAGUGACAAAAGAUCUGAUUUAUUCCAGCUGGUUGCGGUAGAUCUUCCACAGAGCGGAGAUCAGCUGGUGGAGGCCCGAGAGCUUUCUGCUGUGCUCAGUGACGUCAGCUCCAACCCAGCAGCCAUCGUCUUCGGCAGAGGGGGGGAGUAUAUUGCUUCAGCUAAUGGUUUGCAUCUGGAGGUCUACUUCUUCAAGAAGCAGAAGUCCUACAGGUUUUCCCUCAAAGAAGACAACAAGAAGGGAGGCAAGAACACAUUGACGUGCGUCGCCUGUCAUCCAAAAGAUGACUGCAUUGCCACGGGGCAUGAAGACGGAAAGAUUCGCUUGUGGAGAAACUUCAACCACAAGAAGGAGUACACAUACUCCACCUUGCACUGGCACCACAGUGCGGUCAGCUCGCUGUGCUUCACCCCAGAAGGCACCAACCUGUUGAGUGGAGGCAUGGAGUCGGUGCUCGUCCAGUGGCGAUACAACCAAGAGAGCGAGCGGGACUUCCUGCCCCGCUUGGGUUCGGCCAUCACGCACAUCACUGUUUCGCCUGACGGAGCACUGUUCUGUACCUCACACAGUGACAACAAGAUUACGAUCAUCCAGAGUUGUGUUAAAGUGUCAGCUGUCAUUCAGGGCCUGGUCAAAGGAGAAAGCGUGAGGACAGACAUGAUGGUGGACCCACGCAGCAAAUCCCUGGUGCUAAACGGGAAACCAGGCCACCUGCAGUUUUACUCCCUCCAAAGAGACAAACUGCUGUACAACCUGGACAUAGUGCAGCAGGAGUACAUCCAUGAGUCAGGCCUGGAGCAGUUUGAGGUGGUCAAGGCAGCCUUCGAUGCCUCUGGCAGCUGGCUGGCAACAGUGGAAGAGAGAAAAACGAAAGACGCUGAGCUGGAGCUGAACUUAAAACUGUGGGCAUUUGAUGAACAGACACAGAGUUUUGUGCUGAACACGACCAUCUCGGCCCCCCACGAGGCGCGGAUUACAGCCAUGUGCUUCUGCCACGCCACCGACAGCCAGACCACCAUGCUGGUCUCCACCAGCAAGGACGGACACUUCAAAGCCUGGCAGCUGGCCGCGCCAGCCCACACAGAGGCAGAUGAAGGUCCUUCCUGGUCGUGUGACUUUGUGGGAGCCUAUCACGGCCUGGUGCCUGAGUGCUGCUGUUUCUCAGCCGACGGAUCUUUGCUUGCUGUCAGCUUUCAGGAGGUGGUGACUGUGUGGAGCCCGGCUUCCUGGGAGCUCCUGACAACUCUUUCCCAGCCGCCAAAAGCUGUCAGGGAUCUUUGUUUUGGGCGACUAAGCUGUUCCAAGUAUCUGCUGGGAACCACGGCCAACGACCUGCUCUGCUGCUGGAACCUCCUCACCUGCUCAUUGGAGUGGAGCACCUCGAUGGACAUCAGCCUGCUGCUGGCCGACCCCCUCACUGAGAACAUGGCUGCCUUCUGCUGCCAGGCCGGCUCCACCGACUUGUUUGUUUUUAAGCCCAGCGAGCCUCGGCCCGUGUUUUCCCAGAAGGCCGUGUGCUCAGGGAAGGUGACUCGCGCUGUCUUUGCCCCGAGGGAGGAGAUGCUGGAGAGCUGUGAAGAGAGCAGCCAGUGGCUCAACCACUCCCAGCUCUACUUCCUCACUCCGUACAUGGACCUCGUGACGUUCACUACUAAGGCGGAGGAAGACCGACUGAUGGCGUCCAGCAAACAGCUUAUAAUCGAUGACAGUGUCGCCAUGACACCGUUCUACCUGUUGCUGGGGAAACACCGGCAACAGGAAGAAGCCGACCCAGUGAGCAGCCUGUCUGCUGAGAGAAGGCCUCUGCCACAGUGCUCUGUUGCUAUCAAAGAGCUUCUGCAGACCCCGGCCCACGUCUUGCCCUCUACCUCUUUCCUCUGCUCUAUGUUUGUACAGUCUCUGCUCAUCUCCGUUACCGACGGCAGGGAGGAAACCAAACACGCCGAGGAGGAAAUGGAGAGCGAGAAAGAGGAAGAUGAUUCAGAAGGGGAAAUGGAAUCCAGCACCCAGAGACAAGAUCAGGCGCUGCUGGGAGGCCAGGCGGCCCCCGCUCUGACAAAGGCCCAGCAUAGGGAACUGAGAAGGGUGAAGAAACUGGACCACAGCUGGUUCACACGCCUCCUGCACUCUUGAACAUGACCCUGUGCAAAGACACACACACACACACACACACUGCCUAUAGAAAGUUUUCAGCACAGUGGGUUUUUAAGACAUGUUUUAUUGUGUUACGUCAUUCUAUCAGAAUGGAUUUCUUUUGGAAAGGGAAAAAAAAGGCAAUUACUAAACAGAAAAUAUUUGAUUGCACAAGUAUCCUCUCCUUUGGCAGCAAUUCCAGCCUUGAGUCAACGUGGACAUAUUUGUAUCGGGUUACACAUUCAAGCAAUAAAACUCUCCAAUUAUCCUCUGUUUGACGAGGAUCAUCUGUCAACAGCAGUCUAAGUCUUGCCAAAGACUCUGGACUACAUUGGUCUGGAUUCUGACUCGGCCACUCCAGACUAUUAACAUUAGUGUUUCAUGCCAUUCCUGCAUAGCUUUGAGUUUGGUUGCUGCACUUCCAGGCUUCUAUCACCACAUUUGCAAUGUGCAGGUUUUCCCUCUCUCUCUUCUUUUGAUGCUGCCUAGACCAACACUAUACUUGCAAAUCCAAGCACGCAAAAGGCUCCGUAGGACUUCCACGUUUCUCAGCAACGUUGAAUCUUUUUUUGAAAUGGUCAACGGCCACCAUUUGUGACACUCGCUCUCCAGCUAGAGCCAGUGCUCGCAAAUCACUUUUGUAAAAUGGCUCCCUGUUACGUGCUGACUUCGGGACCUCCCAGUUGCUGCUGCAGAGAAGGGAUGGAUGCCACCACCAGACUUCAUGCAGGGGAUGGUGUGUUUUUACUGAUCUCCGGUUUAGUUUUCUUAUUAAAAAACUCAAUUUUGUCUUCAAAAGACCACAGAACCUUCUCUUAUUUUUUCAGUCUUGCAUGCCUGCUGUUAAUAACUAGCAGAGUAUGUUAUGAGCUUUGACUUACACAGCUAUGGCCGUGCCAUAUUUCUGUUCUUACUGAACUCGGAGGGAGACUGGGCGCAUAGUAAAUGUUUUGUGUGUCCUUCCUCUGGCUUGUUCAUUUCAGUUUGUUUGUCACAGACUUGGCUGAAAACGUUUUGUCUUCCCCGCCCUUUUCUUGUCUGACAUAAUUAAGAUUCAAUUCAAGAUGCAAUGCUCUAUUCCCUUGCAACUAAGUUGCAAGGAAUUUGGUGCAGUGUGCUCAUUAUAGCCAUUUAUAAUUUCUUCUUCAUAUCAGCUGAGCUAAUCCAUAAUCGUCCCAUAGUUGGGGAAAUCCUAAAAUACACCUGGUCCUGCCACAUACAGCUUUAUUUAACUGCCAUGCCUUGACUAAACACUUAUCAUGUGACUUUAAACAACUGGCUGCACCAGUGUUGAUUUUGGUAUAUCAUAGUUAAAGGGAUACUUAUGCAAUCAUUUGUUUUGAUCUAUUUGUAGGGUGAAGUUUUUUUUUUUUUUUUUUGCACAUGAAAUACUUUUUGUUGUUUUGUCCCUGCUGGAGCUGCUCCCCCAGC